Sitophilus oryzae (rice weevil) is the source of this 2316-nucleotide messenger RNA. RefSeq lists its product as uncharacterized. The record is from RefSeq and is a predicted model, not a curated record. Bases 31 to 2316 code for a protein of 761 amino acids. NCBI's taxonomy places the organism in Eukaryota, Metazoa, Arthropoda, Insecta, Coleoptera, Curculionidae. The transcript has 3 exons.
UUGAAAUAUCGGGUUCUUAAUGUGAACGAAAUGUUUAGUUUGUUGAUAUACUAUGUCGGUGGUUGUUUGCUAAUAAUUUUCCAUUGUUCAUUGACUGUCGAUGGUUCAAACGACACAACUUCGUACACAGACUCAGAUGAAUCCAAUAGUUUUAUAGUCAGUGCCAAUUAUGGAAUAGAAUCACAGGAUUCCAAAUCACCCUACCCCGAGUAUCAAGACAACUCACACAAUUAUUCUCAAUAUGAUCACUACUACAGCGACCAAGAACAAUACGAAACUCUGCCUUCAGCAAGUCACUGGCAUGGAAUACCUCAAAAUUAUAAUAUCAGAUCAGAUUCAUCUUACGAGAAUCAACCUGAGACUACUACAUCAGAGUCUCCAUACCAAACAAGUAAAAACACUUACUAUACAGAAUCCUUCAAUACAGAUGAUGUUAUGAUGCCUGUAGAUUAUAACUCUUACAGUUCAACCCCUAUUAAUCAUGAAAAAUCCUUUGUAUCUAGUGAAAACAAACCUGAUGAUGUAGUUCAUGGAAGCAGCAACAUCCAGCAUCAAAAAAUCUGGCCCAAAAGUUUCGAAGAAUCGUAUGAAGAUUCACACAAACCAAGCAUUACAGAGCUUGAGUCUAUCAUUAAAAAGCUCAUAACAAGUUCAACAAAAUUACAUCAAGUUGUUAAAGUACCUGCUGUUUAUGAGAUCCAUCUCAAAGGAGAAGAAGAAAAUCCUGCAUCUCAAAGUAACUAUCAUGAGUUGGUCCAAAAUUCUGAAACAUCUCAAGUUCACUUUCCAUCAACGAGUCAUCAGGAUGAGUUAAAUUAUGGUUAUGUUUCUGAAAAAACAAAUACUAAAAUACCUCUUAAUUCUGUGAGUACACAAAUAUUGUUACCACAAGCUUGGAAAUCUACUCAGCUCCUCAAAAGGCCAAAAAUUUUGAAAGUGCCUUCAAAGUAUAUUCGAGGAAACAGGCAGACUAUCAAGCCUUGGGCAAGUAACUAUGACAAUGGUUUAACUGAAAUCCCAUCACCAGUUUUAGGGAAAUAUCCUUAUUAUAAACCAUAUUUUUUCAAUCAAUGGAGAGCAAACAAUAUCCCUAAAAGCUCUUGGUCAAUUAAAACACCUCUAAAUUCAUACGUAUCACCAAGCUAUAGUGGGAAAAUUAAUCUUCCUAUAGUACCUGCUUCUACUUCAGUAAGUUUAUUAAGUAGUCUGAAACAUCAUUCUCCAGAUAUUAAACCUGAUCUAAGUUUAUACUAUGCCAAGAAGAACGAACUCCAGAAUCAAGGUUUGGGAGUUAAACCAUCCUGGUACUCUAACAGUUAUAGAAGAAAUGGUUUUAGACAAAACUUUUUGAAGAAUCAGAAAGGUCUUAAAGGAACAAAAAAACAUAGAAGAAGUGAUAGUGGCUUUCCUCUACCAAUUAAUAAUUUGAAUUAUCUGAUUCAUGUUAGAGAAAAGCCUGAGCAUAAAAAAUUUAUACCUGUUUCAACGAAAGUACAUCAAGUUGUUAAAGUACCUGCUGUUUAUGAGAUCCAUCUCAAAGGUGAAGAAGAAAAGUCUGUAUCUCAAAGUAACUAUCAUGAGUUGGUCCAAAAUUCUGAAACAUCUCAAGUUCACUUUCCAUCUACGAGUCAUCAGGAUGAGUUAAAUUAUGGUUAUGUUUCUGAAAAAACAAAUACUAAAAUACCUCUUAAUUCUGUGAGUAACCAAAUAUUGUUACCACAAGCUUGGAAAUCUACUCAGCUCCUCAAAAGGCCAAAAAUUUUGAAAGUGCCUUCAAAGUAUAUUCGAGGAAACAGGCAGACUAUCAAGCCUUGGGCAAGUAACUAUGACAAUGGUUUAACUGAAAUCCCAUCACCAGUUUUAGGGAAAUAUCCUUAUUAUAAACCAUAUUUUUUCAAUCAAUGGAGAGCAAACAAUAUCCCUAAAAGCUCUUGGUCAAUUAAAACACCUCUAAAUUCAUACGUAUCACCAAGCUAUAGUGGGAAAAUUAAUCUUCCUAUAGUACCUGCUUCUACUUCAGUAAGUUUAUUAAGUAGUCUGAAACAUCAUUCUCUAGAUAUUAAACCUGAUCUAAGUUUAUACUAUGCCAAGAAGAACGAACUCCAGAAUCAAGGUUUGGGAGUUAAACCAUCCUGGUACUCUAACAGUUAUAGAAGAAAUGGUUUUAGACAAAACUUUUUGAAGAAUCAGAAAGGUCUUAAAGGAACAAAAAAACAUAGAAGAAGUGAUAGUGGCUUUCCUCUACCAAUUAGUAGUUUGAAUUAUUUGAUUCAUGUUAGAGAAAAGCCUGAGCAUAACAAAUUUAUACCUGUGUAA